Messenger RNA from Tetrahymena thermophila SB210, 3618 nucleotides. RefSeq names its product H-type lectin domain protein. NCBI's taxonomy places the organism in Eukaryota, Ciliophora, Oligohymenophorea, Hymenostomatida, Tetrahymenidae. Gene Ontology annotation, biological process: cell adhesion. The transcript has 3 exons. Gene Ontology annotation, molecular function: carbohydrate binding. The record is from RefSeq and is a predicted model, not a curated record.
AUGAAGUUCAAAGAAAUAUAGAAGGCGAUAUUUAAAUGUUUCAUCUUUAUUGCCUGUCAUUUUAUAGAAAAAUUACAUUCUUAGUAUGUUUCUAGUGAUUAAGUGUUUAUUAAUGAUGUUGAACUCGUUUCUUACAGCAAUCCUUUAGUUCUUAGUUCAACAUAGCAAUCUGAUAUUAUUACAGUUUAUUUUAAUGUUAAUUUUUAGAAUACUCCCAAGAUUAUUGUAGGAUAUAAAUACAUAGAUUACGAUCACAAUUCAAAUUAGAAGAGUUUUGAAAUGGUUGUGAGCAAUAUAAAUACAAAUAGCUUUCAAUUGUAAUUUAUAAAGUACUAAGAUACUAAAGUUUAUAGAAUUAUAGCUACUUAUGUUGCUAUAGAUAGUAAUUAUGCUUAUCAAAAUUAAGUCACUUUAAAUUUUUAACCUUGGCCCUCAAACAAUCAGGUUACGGUUAGUACCUAAUUCUCAAAUUAAUCUAUAGAUGUAUCUAAAGUAUAGAGAAAGGCAUUCGGAUUUAUUUAAGGUAUUAUUUCAAACACUAACUUAGGUAAUAUUUAAGUUUAAAAUAUACAAAUGACUGUUUAAGUUAGCACUAAUACCAUAGACGUAACAGCUAUUUAAAAUGAUUCUUAGUAAUGUAUUACUCAAAUAAAAGUAAACUACUUAGAAUUUUAUGUAAAUAUUACAAAUCCUUACUAUGAUCUUAAAAUAAUUGUUGAUUCUACAUAUUUGGUAAAUAAAUCUUAUAAUAUUGGCGUGUAUCCUUCAUAAGCAACUUUAGAUUUUAAUAAUAAUGCUGAUAUUUAAGGGGUAGUAAUAGCUUUGACUUCUUAUAAUGUUCCCUUAACUACUUAUUCUGCUAGACUAAAUAUGACACUUGUAAGUUACACAGCUUCUAAUAAGAUUUUAAAUUACUAGUAUUAAACAUGGGUAGAUACUGUAAUUUAUAGUUUUGGAUCAACUAUUGCAGUUUUUAAAAUGAUUGACUGUUCAUCAAAUACAAACAACCCUGUAAAUCAUUCUGCUAAUCAGUAAUGUGUUAGUUAGUGUCCAUAAGGAUUCUCAUUAAAAAAGAGAGAUGCUUCUUAAGGCUUUUCUUAUUGCCAAAUCAAUUCUUGUUCAGUAGCAAAAUGUUAAUUAUGUAAUUCAAACGGAGGAUGCAUUUUAUGCUCACCAUAAAUGUAUCUUUUUAAUUAUUAGUGCUAUGCUUCAUAACCUCCUCAAACAUAUUGUGAUAAUUAAUUGAAUUGUUAUAGUUGUUUACCUUAAUGCAAAAGUUGUAAUAAUAGCAGUUCUUGUACAUCUUGUUUUAAUUAAUAUUAAUUUAAUGGAAUUUGUUAUGAUAAAAAGCCUAAUAAUACUUACUGUGAUUAAAAUUAAGUAUGUACAAAAUGCUAAGAUAGUUCAUGUAGUAAUUGCGAUUCAUAAAAUGUUUGUAUCUCUUGCAAUUAAUAAAAUCCUUACUAUUUUUAAAAUAAAUGUUACCCUGCUUAGUAAGACUACACUUAUUGUGACUCCUCCAAUAUUUGCUUUUCUUGUAAUCCUCUCUGCCUAUAUUGUUCUGGACCUAAUAGUAAUUAAUGUAUUCAAAGUUGCUCAAAUGGUUUUGUCUUAAUUAAUAAUAAAUGUCAGUGUCUAUAGGCAGGGUUUGGCUAUGAUCCAGUUAACUAAAAUUGUGUACAAUGCAAAUAAAACUUAUGUGCUGAUUGUUAUGGAGAUUACACACAAUGCCAACAAUGCUAACCAGGAUCGGCAUUCAAUCCAUCAAAUAAUUAAUGUGAAUGCUCUGAUCCAUUAUAUUAUUUCGAUAUAUUCUUUUAAAAAUGUAAAAAAAGCUCAGUUGCAAAUUGUAAAGUAUCUUCAAAAACAAUAGAUUAAUGUAUCUAAUGUAAUGAUGGCUACUUUUUAAAUAAAAGUUCAGGUUAAUGUACAUAUUGUACCAAUAAAACCUUUACAGAUAAUUAAAACAUAUGUAGGCUUUAAUGUAGGUAGAAUUGCCUUGUAUGUAUAAAUGCAACUGAUUGCAUUUAAGAAGAAGGUGCUAACAAUAGCAAUCAAAAUAAUAAUAAUAAUAACAGUAAUAAUAAUAAUGGUAAUAAUGGCUCAUCUGGUUAAGUAAAAAACUGUCAUUAUUCAUGUGAUAAAUGUUCUUAGUCUAACUCCCCUAAUUCAUGUUUAACUUGUGCUUCACCUUCUACUAGAGUAUAUAAUCCUUAAUCAUUUUAAUGUCUUUGUAAGGUAAGUUACAUAGAUGAUGGAAAUGCUGAUUGCUAAGAGUUAGUAGAUUUAGAUAGCUCCAUUUUCAAUUCUUAUCAAGUAGCUUUCUAUAUUUCUUUUGCUUUAUAGAGUAUUUUCGUGCUUGGAAUCAACUCCACUAACUAUUAACACAUUCUCAUUAUUUAACAAUAUAUUUAUUUAUUAACUUUCUUCCCUUCUUUCAACAAAAACUUACAAUUCUAUCAACUUAUAUCUCUCUUCCGAUAUCUAAGUAUAUUUACCUUAUUCGAGAACAUAUAGCUUAUUUCUAAAGCAUCUUAUUCUCUAAAUUUAUUAAUUAUAUUUACUUCCGUCCUUGCUGUUAGUGUAUUGAUAGCCUAUACAUUUCACUUUGCUCGAUUUUCGUUUGCCUAUGCAAGUUAUUUUAAAUGGAACUUGAUUUUUCUUUCUUCAAGAAUAAUCUCUCUUUUUUCAUUUGUAUUAAUUUUUAAUGUUUUCCUCAAAUAAUAAUAGUAUACAGAUUCUCUAACCUUAACUGUAGUCUUGAUAUACUUAUUUUUCUAUUUUAUAAAAACAAUAUUACAUAUAAAAGGAAUAAUGAAUGAGAAUAAUUAAUUGUAAGAGAAUUGUAAUGCCUCUGGUUAAUUAGACAAUUCAACAAAUCUCAAAAAAAAUAUAAAUCUAAAAUCAGCACUAGAAGUUUCUAUGGAAAAACCUUAGUCAACUCCAGUUUAAAAUUAAUAAAAUGUAGAAAUAGAAAUGAUAUAAAAUUUUACAUAAUAACAGGCCUUAAUUUAAUCAAGAAAUAAAAAAAAAUUCAUUUCUCCUUACUAAACUUUAUUCUGUGAAUUGGAUCUAGAAAUAAAAUUCUCAAAGUACUUCUGGCUAAUUGUAGAAAUAAAAAAUAUAAUAGUAGGCUUUAUAAUAGGAUAUUUUGGUGAUAAUAUCUGGGCAUAUUAUAUCCUACCUGCAAUUUCAUUUAUAAAUAUUAUAAUUCACUCAUUCAAUAAAACAUAAACUGAUUCUAAAAAAAGGAACUUAGUUUUCUUUAUUGAAAGCAUAGUCUUAAUUAUUUUAUCCUUCUUCUGCUUCUACAUUAGCUUAGAAAACUAAUAAAGCGAUUAAAGCAAAAUAAUUAUUCUGAUUAUAUCUUGCUGUAUCUUUAUUAUAUCUAUUUCAAUUAUUAUUUUUCACAUAGCUAUAAUCUUAGAUUAUCUUAAAGACAAAUUAGAUUCUAAAAAUACUAAUAAAUUACAUAUUUAGAAUUAAACAAACCAUCCUUAAUGCAACAUGAGAAUGCAAAACUACUUUACAAAAGAUUAAAUAAACGCUAUUCUUGAUUAACCAUCCUAUUUUUCUAACAGUACAUCAUCAAGAAAAAAAAGAAGAAAUAAUUUUUGA